Anneissia japonica is the source of this 607-nucleotide messenger RNA. Its product is annotated as 60S acidic ribosomal protein P1-like. NCBI's taxonomy places the organism in Eukaryota, Metazoa, Echinodermata, Crinoidea, Comatulida, Comatulidae. Gene Ontology annotation, biological process: translational elongation; cytoplasmic translation. The record is from RefSeq and is a predicted model, not a curated record. The coding region runs from base 153 to 479 and encodes 108 amino acids. Gene Ontology annotation, molecular function: ribonucleoprotein complex binding; protein kinase activator activity; structural constituent of ribosome. The transcript has 4 exons. Gene Ontology annotation, cellular component: ribosome; cytosolic large ribosomal subunit.
ACCUAAAUCGGUCUUUCCCAACAAUAACGAAAGAAAGGUACACUGUUCUCGAAUAGAGCUCAGGCCUAAAUCUGGCAACGUGUACUAAUUCUAAUUGCCAUCGAAUUGAAAUUCCUCCAAAGAAAUACUCUUUGAUAUACUAAUAACAUAAAAUGGCAUCUACUUCCGAAUUAGCUUGCGUUUACAGUGCACUAAUUCUUCAUGAUGAUGAUGUAGCCAUCACGGCUGACAAGAUCAGCACUCUGGUAAAUGCUGCUAAUGUGUCUGUGGAACCAUUCUGGCCUGGUCUGUUUGCCAAAGCCCUUGAAGGUGCAUCAAUCGCUGACCUCGUCAGGAAUGUAGGAAGUGCAUCAGCCGCUCCUGCUGCAGGUGAUGCCGCUGGUGCUGCAGAUGCCCAAGCAGAGGAAAAGAAAGAAGAAGCUAAGAAAGAAGAGACAGAGAGCUCAGAUGACGACAUGGGAUUCGGUUUCUUUGACUAAGCAAGUCAUUUUACACCUUGGACACUGGUUUUGCUGUUCCUAAGACCUGGCAUCUCACUAUUCAAUCAAAGCAAAAUACAACAUGCUUGUAAUUGUAAAUCAAUAAAACAAGCUGUACACUGUUAAAA